AUGACGUCGCACACGCUGGACCGCUUCGACUCGAGCAAGGAGCUCCAAGACGACUGCGCCUUUUGUCGGAUCGUUGCCGGAGCAUCGCCAGCAUACAUUGUCUACGAAGACGAACACAAUCUUGCAUUUCUAGAUAUCUUGCCGUUGAGACCGGGACAUACGUUGGUCAUUCCUAAGAAGCAUGUUCAGCAGCUAUCGCACUUGGAUGUGGAAACAGCUGCGUCUUUGUCAAAUGCGCUCGUACAGACGACAAGAGCUGUUGGCCAAGCACUGGGCGAUGAAAGUUUGCAAGUCAUCACGAACCAGAUUUACGCUCAGCUGGUUCCUCAUGUUCACUUUCACGUCGUUCCCGCUGCCUUACGGCCAAGUAGCAAUGACAAGGCAAGGAAAGCAGCCUCGAGCAACCCCCUGGCUGCGAUGGGACUCGGCCACGGACGCGAAGAGCUAGAUGACGAGGAAGCUGAGCAGCUCGCAGCCAAAAUUCGCCGGGCGGCUGGACAGCGGAAGGACACGAGGAAUGCAAAGUUGUGA
This is a messenger RNA of Sporisorium graminicola, 531 nucleotides long. RefSeq lists its product as uncharacterized. Gene Ontology annotation, biological process: nucleotide metabolic process. NCBI's taxonomy places the organism in Eukaryota, Fungi, Basidiomycota, Ustilaginomycetes, Ustilaginales, Ustilaginaceae. Bases 1 to 531 code for a protein of 176 amino acids. The record is from RefSeq and is a predicted model, not a curated record. The transcript has 3 exons. Gene Ontology annotation, molecular function: catalytic activity.